AUGUCCACUGGGCGUGACGUACUACACGUCCUAGGGAAAGAGUAUGCGCCCGUUGUACGUUGCGUAGUUAAAAAGGGAACCCGGUUUCAGGUUAAGAAGACGGCGUUAUUAGAGAAGGAAGAUAGUAAGAGCUGCUACACCCGUCCAGUCUGGCCCAGCAAGGACACGUUCAUCCUCUCCCUGCUGGGCUUCUCCUUGAGGGCACUCAAUCUCUGGCGUUUUCCAUACCUGUGGCUUCACAAUGGAGGCUGGAGUUUUUUCCUCAUCUACCUGGUCUUGCUGUUUGUGGUCGGGAUUCCUCUCCUCUUCCUCGAGAUGGCGGUUGGUCAGAGGAUGCGCCAGUACAGCAUUUUUUCCUGGGCUGUCAUUAGCCCCUGGUUUGGUGGUGUGGGGUUUAGCAGCUUAACGGUGAGCUUCAUCACCGCCAUGUACUUGAACGUGGUCAAUGCCUGGAUCCUCUUCUACUUGGGCCAGUCCUUCCUUUCCUUUGCCCCGUGGCGGCAGUGUCCUCUGCUGAAGAAUGUCAGCAGCUUUGAUCCCGAAUGUGCACGGACAGCGCCCUCCAUGUACUUCUGGUACCGGGUGACCCUGAGGGCCUCGGACAGGAUCGAGGACAGAGGGCCGCCGUCCGUCACGCUGCUCCUGCCUUUUCUGAUCGCUUGGUGUCUGGUUGGCAUUUUCAUGGUUAAUGGGAUCAGAACCAUCGCGAAGGUAGAAUAUAUCUUGAUACCAUUGACCACUAUCAACGUAAUCCUUAUCUUCGUCCGGAGUUUACUGCUGCCCGGGGCACAAAGCGGGCUUCAAUAUUUGACACUUAUGAAGGUAUCAUAUAUGUACAACAUCAGAUCGUGGGUCCAAGCAGGCGUGCAAGUCUUGUGUGCCUUAGGUCUCGGCUAUGGGCCGGCUGUUGUUUACUCCUCGUACGUGGACCAGCCCAGCAACUGUCUCAAUGAUGCGUUUAUUCUGGCUUUUAUCAACCUGGGCUUCUCAAUACUCGUCUCACCUUUUAUCUUCAGUGUGCUGGGCUUCUGGGCCACCCUCAUCACGCAAAACUGCGCUGCGAAGAAUUCCGAACUGCUCUUGAAACUGGUACUUGAGGGGAAGCUGCCUGCUGAGGCCUUUCCCCCUUCCAACAUGCAAACUCUUCCAGCCUCCGUCUUCAACUCCUGGCUGAACAAACUUUCCAAGCGCACCAAGAACAUGGUCCUCAAAUACGUUACUGAGUGCCACAUGGAGAAGCAGUUUAUGAAGGUUAAGGAGGGCCCAAACUUUGCAUUCCUGGCCUUUAUUGAAGCCAUGUCCUUCGUCCCUGGGUCUGCCUUCUGGUCCAUCCUCUUCUUCCUGCUCUUGCUGUGCCUGGAGAUGAAUUGCAUGAUAGGGCUUCUGCAGAGCAUCCUGACUCCGCUUCAGGACACCUUUGCUUUCUGCAGGAACCAUGCAAAGCUAUUUAUAGUGUUUCUCUUUGGGCUCCUGUUCCUGUGCGGCAUCUUCUUCAUUGAACCUGCAGGCGUCUACUACAUCGUACUGCUGGUUGAUUACUGCAUGGUCCUCCCCAUCAUCUUCAUUAUCACCUUUGAAAACGUGGCCGUGAGCUGGGCCUAUGGGUCCAGGAGGUUUCUUGCAGAACUGGGGACUCUGUGGAACCGCCCCAUCCAUCCCAUCUAUCACUGGCUGUGGUGCUACGUGUGUCCAGCUGUGCUGACGGGCCUGUUCAUUGCAAUCCUGUCUUUCCAAAUUAUGAAGAACUUCACCUAUGUGGCCUGGGACUCCAGCACUUCACGACAGGUGUAUCGACCCUACCCAUCAUGGGUGCUGUUCCUGAUGAUUUCCAUCUUCCUCAUCAUCACCCUCCCCAUCCCCUUAUACUUUGUAUACCGCUACACCCAUUGUACUCUCUUCAAACCCAGAAGCUUGGAUGGCUCUCUCACGUCCUCCAGGCACAAAAGUGAGGACCAACUGACGGAAGCCUCACAAGCUAGCAGUGAACCUGCUGGCCCGUCAGUUGUGUGA
Molecule: messenger RNA, 2010 nt
Organism: Pipistrellus nathusii (Nathusius's pipistrelle)
Lineage: Eukaryota; Metazoa; Chordata; Mammalia; Chiroptera; Vespertilionidae
Source: the annotation of a GenBank genome assembly